Molecule: messenger RNA, 1880 nt
Organism: Populus euphratica (Euphrates poplar)
Lineage: Eukaryota; Viridiplantae; Streptophyta; Magnoliopsida; Malpighiales; Salicaceae
Exons: 2
Coding region: 575-1555 (326 amino acids)
Source: RefSeq, a predicted model, not a curated record
UAAGUUCCUGGCUGGUCAUAAUUCUUCUACAUUAACGCAACCAGAAAAGCAAAGCUCUCUCUCCCUCUCUCUCUCUAUGCCUCUGCGCAAUAACAACGCAAAAUCUCUAUGCAGAAUUUGCACUUUCGAAGUUUUGAAAGCAACACCUCAUGCUUUCAGUUUCCCUGAAAGAUGAGAUCUUGGAGACAGUCCAAUGUCUUCUCGCAAGACUGAUUUUUGAAGGGUUCUUUUGUUUUCAUUUUAGCAGUGAUUAGUACUGUUUUGUUGUCACUCCUGCCAGAGAUUUUGGAUGAACUGCAGGGGUCUAGGUAGUUAGAAAAGGUCUCGACUCUUUCCUCAACGGCACGCUACUCUUUCAUCUUCCAAGUUGAUCGAGCUCUCUCUUUUUACCCUCUACCUGUUCUACUGAAAUAGCAUUAAGUGUGGUCUUUACUGCUGUUUUAGGUCUCUUAGUUUUCCUCGUUUUGGUGGUCAUCAGAGUCUUAAAAGUUUUUGAGAAAGCUUAGUUAUUUAGUUCUUGAUCAUUUAUUUUCAGUUCCUUUUGUUUUAGGAGUUCUCAUAUUUCUUCACCCAAAUGGCCAGCUUCUUUGAAAUUUCUUCUUUCAAUACAAGCAGAUUUGAGACAGCAAUUUGGGCUGUGAAGUCGGUGCUUCUCUCUGUGGGGAUCCUUUCCACUUUUAUUUUGUUCAAAGUGGCUAUAAUUCCUUGCACAUUUAAUCUAAUUCUCUCCACUCUUCCUAGCGUGUGGAUCUCCCUCCGUGGCUGGUUAUCUCCACCUUACAUCUACAUCAUCGUCAACUUUAUCAUCAUCACCAUUGUUGCUUCCUCCACAUUUCAACACCCAAACCCCGAUGCCAAAUUACCCUAUUCUACUUCUAAGAAACUCAAAAGCCAAAACCAAAGUAGCACCAAUCAUGCGAGUGAUCUCUGGCAAGAGCAUGACAUACAAGAAGUGGAAAAACAAUUGGACACCCCUUUGUCCUUUGAGAAACCCAUCGACUCUUCUCAGGAUUAUUACUCUCCUGACACUUUCCUGACAAAUUCUGGUAAAGAACUGCAAGAAAAGACGAAUACAGACCUAUCCAAGGAUCCUUGCUCUCCUGACUCUUGCUUGACAGAUUCUGCUAAAAAACAGCAAAAAAUGAUGGACAUGGAGCCGCUGACACAAGAGGCAGAUCAGCAGGACACCCUGGAGGACGCAUGGACAUCAAUUAUGGAGAAGCAAGGGAUGACACCAACAAGGCAGUUAAGGAAGAUUGGCACAUGGGACACGCCUCCAAAGGUGUUGCAAAAAGUCAAUGGAAUUGUUGCUGCUGAAAGUGGUGGUGGUUGCUGCGAUGAUGAUGAUCCGGUGUCUUGGGCUAGGAGAGAACUGAAGAAAUCAGACACGUUUAAUGAUUCUGUUUCCCUAAGGAGGGAGAAGUCGAUGAGUCAGGAUGAGUUGAAUCGGCGAGUAGAAGAGUUUAUCAGAAAGUUUAAUCAUGAAAUGAGGCUCCAAAGGCAGGAAUCUGAACAGAGAGUCAGGGAAAUGAACGUCCACGGUGGGGUUUGGUAGUUUGCUUUUCAUUAAUUGGUGGUUAAUUAGUAUGCUAAAUCCUGAUGAGUCGGAUUAAGAAAUGUUAGGCCUCUGCUUUCAAGUUUCUCUUUCGGAGGUCAAGAGUCUCAUUGGAGGUGAUAAUCAAAUGAUAGAGAAGCCACAUGGUCAUGGUGUUCAAGAGUCCCUGUCAAUGGAUGCUGGCAAAAUAUUUGAAAGGUGGUCGAUGGCUGUAGGAAUACUUGUAUUUCUUGUAAUUUGUCUUUUACAAAGGAGCUCUUUUUAAUUUCCUGUGAUGGAAUAGACAAUGCAUCAUUCAGACCAUGGGAUAUUAUAUUUUAUGUCA